This is a messenger RNA of Odontomachus brunneus, 596 nucleotides long. Its product is annotated as histone H4. Gene Ontology annotation, molecular function: DNA binding; protein heterodimerization activity; structural constituent of chromatin. Gene Ontology annotation, biological process: nucleosome assembly. The record is from RefSeq and is a predicted model, not a curated record. The coding region runs from base 231 to 542 and encodes 103 amino acids. Gene Ontology annotation, cellular component: nucleosome. The transcript has a single exon. Lineage: Eukaryota; Metazoa; Arthropoda; Insecta; Hymenoptera; Formicidae.
AUACACAUACAUUAUUUAUUAAAUUAGAAACCAAAAAUUAGAGUGCACCGUAGAAAUUCAUUUAAAAUCGCCAAACAGAAAGACGAAGCGUGUAAGAUUGACAGUCGUCUGUGAUUGGCUGGCGGAGCGGUAGUGGGGAUACGCCUAGUGUACUGCUAUAUAAUCGUGCCACGGCCGAGACGCUGCACAUUUUCUACCGCAUCCUUGACAAGCACGUAUCGUUAUUCGAGAUGACUGGCCGUGGUAAGGGAGGAAAGGGAUUGGGAAAGGGAGGUGCGAAGCGUCAUAGGAAAGUCUUGCGUGAUAACAUCCAGGGUAUUACGAAGCCAGCUAUUCGUCGUUUGGCGCGACGUGGUGGUGUCAAACGUAUAUCCGGUUUAAUUUACGAAGAAACUCGAGGUGUGCUGAAAGUGUUCCUUGAGAACGUAAUUCGUGACGCUGUCACCUAUACCGAGCACGCUAAGAGAAAGACUGUCACUGCCAUGGACGUCGUUUACGCGCUGAAACGUCAAGGAAGAACUCUGUACGGCUUUGGUGGUUAAGCCAGAGCAAACAGCAAGACUGCAUCCACAAUACUCAAACAACGGCCCUUUUCA